AUGCUAGUGCGUGCUGCACUUUUGGUUGCCUACGUGACCUGUCUCUCAGCAUGCAACCUGCCGCAGCCAUGUAUUGAAGGUGUAGCUGGUGUGAUUGGCUGGCUCUUAGACAAAGAUGGAGACAAGCCCUGUGAAGCUAUCUGGGCCAAAGCAGUCUCCCAGUCAGCCGGCAGCCAUUCACGUCACAAGCAUUGCCCUGCCUGGGCUGGAACAGGCAAUACUGCCUGGAAAGACGGAGUCUUCAGAGAAUGCUGGGAUGUUAUCCGAGCUUGCGGCCACACCAUUGGCACAGGGACUUGUGUGCCGAGUAUGUCCGCUGUAAUGGAGGCGAAGGUGCCAGUACUACAUGGAAAGCCUCUACCCCCAGUGUGUGGUCGCAUGCCCGUGGUUCCUUCCUGGGGCAGCGUUAUAGAGCGACGAGGAAGACUGGCUAAUGGAGAGAUGGUGGAGGAUGCCUGGGAUUUCCAGCUGCAGGAGACCCCUUGUCGGCUGGGCGUGCGGGAGGUUUCGCACAUGGAGCGCUGCCUUGCAGGUAGUUGGGUUGUCUUGAUUGGGGCAUCGCAAGCCUCUGUGUGGACACAGCAGCUGGCAAAUCUCCUUGCCCCUGGUGCCCUGGACUCCUUGCGGGAUGACUUUGUGUCAGAUGGGGUCUACUUGCACCUUCUUGAUCUGGUCAUCGAAGAUGGUAGGGUCGUGCACAAGGUGGUGGGCUUCGAGGGUGGGCACAAAGUCGAAGACCACCGAGGUGCACACUCGGAUGCACGCGAUGCUGUGGAGUUGCCUCGGGUGUAUGCUCGACUGGCAGAGGCGCCUCUCUACAACCGCAGCUCUGGCCAGAUCCGUGUGACCCAUCUCAUUGCCGAGUACUGGGAUGAAGCGGAGAGUGGGUUGGUGGCGCUUGACAUGGUUUCAACAGGAGGUUGGAAACAGAGCCCUAUAUUUCUGAUCGUGGGAGUGGGCCUUUGGUAUGGUUAUUCCAAGGGCUGUGCUCUCGACUGGUGCGACACCAGGCCCAGCAUUGCGGGCUUGGGCCUUGAAGCCAUCCUCGCAGUAUUCACGGAAGGAAUGCAAAGGUUACAGACCUUCUGCAACUCUGAGCGAGCUGCUGUGCAUGGAUGUACCGUGACAUCGAUCGAGUACUGCAGCGAGUUGUACCAGAACACAGUUUACGUCCACCUUCAUCAAGCUAUGAAGCGGGAGUUCAGACCGUAUGUUUCGAAAAAUGUUCGCUACUUCGACAUGUGGGAAUUCCUCGAGCAGGUCCCUGAAGACUGCCUCUUCGGCCACAUGUCUCCUGCAUCCGCGAGCUUUAUGAUCCAAGCUGUGCUUCAGAGUGUUUGUCCAGCAGACGACGUCGCAGAUGCCACGCUCAUCGCAUUUGUUGGGAAGGCAUGCAGAUCACGGCAGAUUGUGCCCGACUGCCCUGGGAUGGCUUGCGGUGGCUACAUGUAUACCUGGGACUAUGCCCUGGCGCAGAACUGCAAGUUGGUUGCCGCGGUUGAUCCAGAGCUUGAAAGAAGAGGAUACCAGCCGGUGUCUGGUCCAGCACUUGCCUCUUCCUGGAUGCUGAGCGCCGAUGCUGAAGCGAUAGAGGCCGCAACAACGACCACCACCACCACUACUGAAGCCACAACCACAGGACGUCGCAAUGAAACUGUGCUCCAGACCACAACUCACCGGAGUGGGAGUGAGGCAAAGGCAGAAGCCAAAACUCACGAGUUUUGGCCCCAAAAAGGACAAGGCUUACAGCCUGGCCUCAGCAUUCCAACCUCCAGCAGCUUCAUGUUCUGGGAGCGGUUGGUGGGCGUCAGAGAGGACCCAGUUUUGGCUCAGUGGGUGUUUUCAUCGCUCCUACUGACAGCGGCUGUCUUGAUUGCCCGCUAUGCACGACCUUGCAUGAAGGCAGUGAAGGUAGAUGAGAUGUUGGACCCAAUUCUGCCCUUCAAGGUUGGUGAGGAUCUGGAGGAGCCACCCGCAGCCUGGUGGUCGGAGGACUGGGGAGCAGGUUCCCCGAAGGUGGCGCCACGCCUUUCUAGGGAGGAGGGCACGGCGCCGUCUCUGGACGCCAGUGACGACGUGGAUUCCCAGCAGCGGCUUCUCAACAGCCCCACAUCAUCUGCGGUCUUGACCAGUCCCAGUCCGAAAGUUGGACCAAAUUCGUGCGGUGAAAUGGUAUUUCGAAUGCCACCAAAGGGCGAUCGCUACUCUUUCGGCUUAGCCCGAUACCUGGCAUCCCUCCAUGUUGUCCUGGGCCACCUCAACGCUCGGGGCGAGACGAUGGACGUGUACAUGUGCAACUGGGGGUUCACCUGGGUGCCGUGGUUCUUCAUGCUCUCGGGAUUCAUCCUUUGCACCGCGGAGAUGAAGAACCCGCGGAAGGAGCAGCCCUACGAGUAUGUUGCCAGACGAUUUGUCACCAUCUAUCCUGUAUAUGCUGUAAGCCUUCUGAUUGCGAGCAUUCCGGCCGUGAUCUCUGGGACGCUGCCAAGUGGAUGGGUACUGCUCAUGCAGGCUUGGCUGAUGCAAGCAUGGGUGCCCACCAUUACGGAGAAAGGCUUGCAAAUGCAGUGUUGGUUCCUGUCCUGCCUCGUCGUGUACUGGACUUGCUUCCCAACUCUCGCCAGGAGAGUCUAUCACAUUCAACUGCAAGAGGUUUUGCUUGGAAUGGCUGCAUUGUGCAGCUUUCCAGUGCUUUACAUGUUAAUACCCGACCUCUUCUACGGGACCACUAACUGGUAUGACUAUCACAGCUGGGGGAAGAUGCGUAAUGUGACGGACAUCAUCGUCAUCGUGAUAAAGUUUCAUCCCAUUUGCUACCUGCAUGUUUUCGUAUUGGGAAUGCUGCUGGCACGCUUGCGGCUGCUGUUGUCCGAACAGAUGGGUUCGGAGAUGCGGAGGGCACUGGCUCUCCUGCUCGACCUGUUAGCUCCAGUUGGAUACUUCGGUCUUCUCUUGGUCUUUAACGUCCCGGCGGCGAGUCCUCCCUACGCGAAGCUGUCGGCCCGCAUCCUCGUUCUGCUUCCGCUGCAGGCUGCGAUUCUGCUUGGCCUGGCUGGUCUCGAAGGCUUUCCACAGCCGAAGCUUGCGAAGUGGGUCUCUGACUUCAACUUCCUGGAGUCUUACUCGUAUUGCGUCUACGUGAUGCAGUUUAUCUGCAUGAAGCUCUGGGCUGGCCAGGAGUUUUCCCUGCCCUUCUUCAUGUACUUGAUUGCCAUCGCAACGCUGAUGCAGGUUUUUGUGCAACGACCCGCAGAAGUCUUGUGGAAGAUCUCCCCCUUGAAGGCAGCCUGGAUGGCUCCAACGUGCAUCUCGAUGGUGUUGCUUCUGAUUUGGCUGGGCGGUUGUCUUCUGCCGGCUCCUACUGUCGAGGUAGACCUGCCUGCGAAGAUCCAUGAAGAUGGGCUUCUUGACAUCCGGCUCCCUUUGGUGAUGAGUGACAAGGACAUGCGUGCCACAGGUGGUGGGGCUUUUAUCAACCCAUCCAUCACCGUGUCUCCAGACGGAAACCGGCUGAUCAUCGCAGCACGCCUUCACAGGCGGUCAUCCAGACUUCUUCGCGAAAGCAGCAAAAGCAUUGAGAACAACAGCAACGUUGUGAACAACUCUGCCAUGCACAACUACGAGGCAGUGCUGGAGGAGACUUGGCACUCGCAGAUCGUCGUCGGAAGCGUGAAGAUGGCUGCGGAGGAUUGGAAGAGGUUUUUCAGCAACGGCCAACUCCCCGCCAACGGGACGACAUUGCGACCGUGGAGUGGUCUCCGCAUGGAAGAUGGCCAGAGCUGGACAUACCCAAACUUGUGUGAGCGGCAGAAGUACGUCCCAGAGAACAAGACUCUCAUAAGGCUUGUGGUGACAGGUCCAGAGGAUCCGAAGGUCAUCCCUUUGAUACAGGGCUAUUGCGACAAGUCAAGUGCUGAUUGCAGCACUCCGCGUGAACCGGGAGACCUGUGUAGCUCCUCACGUGACCAUUGCCGCAACUGCCAUUCGAGAUGGUGCUCUUCGGAAGAGGUACAAAUCGCUUUCAGCUCAUACACACCCAAGGCAGGCAAAGACUGCAAGCGGCGAGAUGUGAUGCAGAUGUUUCUUGCUUCAGGUGUAGACACAAAGGCAGUGGAUAAGGUGUCGCACGGCCUCCACUUGAAAUGCGGGCAAUGGAACCACAACGAGAAGAAUUGGAUCCCGUUUCAGCGCAAUAGCCGCACAUAUGUGGUCUACUCUCUGGUUCCUCAUCUUGUACACGAGCUGGUGCACGACGGGCAAGGCACAUGUGGGUCACAGUUUCGUACCCUCUUCCCACCACUGGCUCAGAUGCAGGAGGAGAACCUGGACAAGGCCUAUCGAGGAUCUGGUCAAGCCGUUCAUGUAGAUGCGUCUGCAGCAAGAGCAGCGAAUUUAACGCUUCGGCAGUCGCACUUCCUGGCUUUGUUCCACGUGGCAGACUUGAAGGUCCGUCGCUACUGGCAUCAUGCAUAUCGGUUUUCUCCCGAUCCACCUUUCCAGAUUUUGCAGGUUUCCAAGGCUUUGCCUCUGCAAGAGCUACCACCGCGGCCGUUCGCUCCUCGCUUUGCCUUCGCCAGUGGCCUUGCAGUUCAUGGCCACCAGGUAACGAUCGCGUACGCUGCUGGAGACCGUGAGCCAAGGGCCCUUUCAAUGACACUCUCCAGGCUAGAUGAGUUCUUCGCCUAUGCAAGCAUUGGCCCCGCAUUGCGAGCACACCCCUCCCUGACUCCCUGUGGCGCCGGCGGUGCUUGGGACCCACUGGUCACGCCGACCAUGCAUGGCCCUACCAGCGUCGCAGAUGCUUCUUUCAAGGUCAAGAAUACAUUCCUUGAAAUCGCUCCGGUUGAGGAGGAAGCAGCGCUUCGGAAGAGGCGGAGCCGAAGUGAUGGACACGACUUAAAGAAGUCACCGCUGGUGGUGGCGUCUAAGUCGCCAAUUGCAUCUCCAUUGUUGCAGCCGGUCGAUGAGACUCGCCAGGCGAUGCCCAUAGACGAUGUGGACUUCGAGAUGCUUGAGGAUGCUGCUGAGGUAGAGGGGGACUCUCCAACUGUCGCCGCAACUCGGAAGAGGACGGCCUCCAAUGGUGAGUCUGUAGCCCAGGUAGCCGCCAACAUGGGAAACGAGCCAGCGUACGUUGUUCCGACAACACCAUCGCCCUUUCUACAUUCGUCCUUUGCGCCGCAGGUACCCGACUUCAACGGAUACGGUUAUGGAAUGCCGGAGAUGGGUCUCCCACCAGCUUAUGACUGCGAGGAACAGGUCGACUACAAUGAGGUGCAGGUAGCAGCCAUGAACGCCGGAUUCAUGCAGGGUAUGCAGUUCUUGCCUCCGGAGAUGUGCCCAGAGACCUACAUGCAAGGGAUGUUUAUGCCGUACUGGCAGCAGAUGGGCAUGGAUGGACAAAUGCCCUGCAUGGACGGGCAAGCCAUGAUGCCACCGGAGCUGCAGGAGCAGCUGCAAAAGGCCGCGCAGAUGCAGGAGCAGCUGACCCAGAUGGAGCCACCGAAGGGCGCAGAGGAGCCUGGGCCAGCGCCGGCGCAACUAGAAACGAAAGAAGAAGAGCCGGUCGCGGUCGCGAAACGUGAGGAGGCAUCAGCUGCGACUGCGACCAAUGGUGAGAACCACCGUCCUAGCAAUGACGAUAGUAAAUGGAAAGAUUGGAAGGACAACUCGUGGCAUGAAUGGCAGGAGAGCUCGAGGAAGAACGAUUGGAAGGACAAGGACUGGAAAGACUAUGCUUGGAAAGACAACGAUUGGAAAGACGAUUGGCGGCGAGGGGAAGAUGACGCGUACUGGAAGGAGGCGUCCGAUACCGGAAGCCGUCGAGGCAGCAAAGGCAAAGGCAAGGGCAAGGAGCAGAGGGGAUGGGAGGAAGAGAGGAGCGCAAAGGACCCGGAGUGGGCGGGCACCUGGAAGGAGGAGCCCAGACAAGGUGCCGACCCCGCCACGAAAGAGAAGAAAAUCCCUCCGAUUCCUUACGAGCGCCCGGAAGGAAAUGAGCCGUACACGACGGUCAUGCUCCGAAACAUCCCGAACAAGUACACCAGGGAGAUGCUCAUUAAGCAGCUCAGCUUGGAAUUCAACGGCGAGUGCGGGCCCCGGCUAGAUGCAAGACUCAUGCGAGAGGCCCUGCGGGCCCAGGGCCUCGAGGAGCGAUUUCUGGGGAGCGCCUCCGCGGCUCUCUUGACAACAGGUUCAUUGGCUUGUUUCACGGAGUGGACGUUCGGAAGUGCUUGCCGGGCCUGA
This is a messenger RNA of Symbiodinium sp. CCMP2592, 6246 nucleotides long. Lineage: Eukaryota; Dinophyceae; Suessiales; Symbiodiniaceae. The record is from the annotation of a GenBank genome assembly.